CCAAUCAGGCGGCGACGACGUUGCCAACGUUCUAGAUUAGUGUCGAUGCUCUGAUUCUGAGAGCGGCGCAGGAUUGAUGCUCGAUCUCGAGAGCUAUAAAUUCCAUGCACAUGCUUCGGGUUCUCAUCAUUCGGUAGUCUGCAAGCUACAAGCAUUCUGUAAAGCAAUUUGUCGGAUCGAGAUACUUGAAUUGCUGUCUUAGAUUUUCGAUCGCCGUCUGGAGGUGGUUUUGGGAGAAUUCGCGAGGGUUUUUUGAUUCGAGGUGAACUAUGGCGUUGAUUCCGCGAGCGUUCGGUAGCACCGGGCUCGACCCGUUCUUUGGGAGCAGCAUUUUCGACCCUUUUGAGAGCCUGUCUGGAAGUCUGUUCGAUCGGGCCUUCCCGACGUUGGACAAAGAUGUGAGCGCAGUCGCCAACACUCGUGUCGACUGGAUGGAGACUCCGGAGACCCAUGUCUUCAAAGCAGAUCUUCCUGGCAUGAAGAAGGACGAGAUCAAGAUUCAAGUGGCGGACGAUGGGGUCUUGAGCAUCAGUGGAGAACGCAACAGGGAGAAAGUGGACGAGAAGGACAACUACCGACGAACUGAGCGUUCCUUCGGAAAAUUCUUCCGGCAGUUCAGACUGCCAUCAAAUGCCAAGCCUCACGAGAUUUCCGCCAAAGUGGAGAACGGUGUGUUGACAGUGACGGUGCCCAAGACUGAAGAGGCCAUGAAGAAAUCAAAAGUUCGAAACGUGGAAAUCACCGGCUAGAGCUCCAGAUCCCCGCAGGCGGUGGUGUACAUUCUGCGAGUCCUUUGUGCAUGAUCUGAAUAGUGCAGUUUCUCUUCACUUUGAACGGAAAUCGUUUGGAAGUGUGAGUAGACAUUCGAGUGGUAGUGACCUUCGGUGUAGUUGCUAUCAAACAAUACGACGUCCGAGCAGUGAACGAUCAAAUUUCCCGACAGAAGUAGAUGCGGGUUUACAUGCUCUAGAAUUCAGAAGAUUUGACAUGUAAGAGCCUAAUUGUCAGUGCAUCCUACGUAUAAUAAAGCAUUAGUUUCAGCGUAUACAUGACCAA
Messenger RNA from Marchantia polymorpha subsp. ruderalis, 1056 nucleotides. The record is from the annotation of a GenBank genome assembly. NCBI's taxonomy places the organism in Eukaryota, Viridiplantae, Streptophyta, Marchantiopsida, Marchantiales, Marchantiaceae.